AUGAGCAGCUCGAUCUUCACCAGAGCGGCGAAAAUCACUCGAUCUCGGGUUCAAAAGAAAAUCGGCCCCAAAUAUCUUCCAUACAAUCACAUCGCAUUGAUAGGUGAUCCAAUUCUACGCCAGCCUGCAGCGGAUUUCGACGUGAAUAUCUACAACAGCGUCGACAUAAAGACCUUCGAGCAGCACAAUCCCGCGAUUAUCAAAUCACUCAACAAAAUGGAAAAGUUCGCGCAGUACGGCUGGGUGAUCACCGCUCCUCAAGUCGGCCUUCCGAUGAAAAUAAUGCUCGUUCAACUACACCUCGCCCUUGACGAAGACGGAUUUACGAUCAAGGGGACAGACAAGACAAAAAAUUACAUCUUCGCGAAUCCGGAAAUACGGCCUUUGACAAAUGAAAAGGCGUUUUCAAUAGAAUCUUCGCUGUCCGUGCCCGCUCUUUCGGGUGUAGUAGAACGACAUCAGGGACUGGUCAAAAAGUGUGAGCUGACAGCAUAUGACCUGGCCGCCCGUAGGAUAGUCAAAAUGACCCUCACUCCUCCAGAUAGUUUCAUGGUCCAAAACGCCGUCGAUCAACUUAAUGGCGUUAUCUUCAUCGACAAAGUUACAGACAAACACUCAAAUUUAAUUUUGCUUGUAAUCGAUCGGAAAAUGGCCAGUGAGUUUAAAAAAGCGCUUCUCGAGCAGAAAAUGAAGAGGGAGAAGAAAAUAGCGGAACAAGGAGUUGAUCCUUGCACAGUUGUCGAUAUGAAUAUAUCGACAAAGAGAAGACCUCUACUGGAAUCGAAUGUGGAGGCGAAAGAGACGGAGCCGAAAAAACCGAAAAUGUCUGAUAGCGAAAUGAGGCGCGCAGAGCGUAAAGCGAAACUUGCCGCGCUGACUGCGCAUCUGCGUAACUGCGAUUCCGCGGACCAGGGAAAAGAACCAUCACACAAUUCGAUCCUGGAAACCGCUCGUGAACUACCGUCAAUUGAAUCUGCCUCGCAUGUCAACAUGACAGAAGCGCCUACUGAAAUUUCCCUUCCCGAAACUCCUUCAACGCCUUCCAAGAAAAAGAGCAAAUGGGCUCAGAUGGCUGCCGAACGCGCUAUCUGGGAUGACGACAGUCUCCAGCAAACUCCCUCGAAAGCGCCAAAGCCGGACAUUGCUUCUGUCCAAAAGUUUUCCGCGCCAAAGCCUCAAGCCCAAUCCUCAGGUCUUCCUGUCUUCAAAACCAUCGAGCAACCGAGCGUUCCUGUGCCACAGACUUCUGCGAAAGAACAAAUUCAAGCGGCACUAGAAAGAGCUGGAAAGAAAUCGACGACGAUAGUGCCCAAGUCAAAGCAUCAAAAGGCCAAAUUUUUUGAGGACAGGAUCAACUCGCUGAUGACUGACUCGCCUAAAGCUACUCCAAAGCCAAUUAAACUUGUUGAAACGCCGACGAGUUCAAGAGUAGCGCCAGAACCAGAGUCAACCCAUGUUAUGUCAAAAAAUGAGUCGUUGUUGGAGCUAAAUAAAGUCAAGAAAGUCAACAAACUUAUUGCGAACUUCAAUACGCCACAGAAUCAGCGAACGCCCGAGCAGCGCAAUCUGCCUCCAGUAUUGCUUGAAACGCGAGAAUCGUUCGGAGCAGAAUCUGAUGAGUCGAUGGAUGUCGACAAAACUCCUCCAGCACAACAUAUAGAACCAGAAAGCCUCGAUCUCUCUGAUUCUGUUAAUACAGAGCCGUACACAGUUGUUCCAGCUCGCGAGGAAAUGCUUCCAGAGCCACAUCUUCCUGUCGCAGAAACUUCAAACGACACUGUCGGUAGCUUCCACAGCUCUGAAAACAACGAGUCCUUGUUGAAUGCGAAGAUAGAGCCAGUUUCUGAAUUCGGCACUCCUUUGCAGUCAACGAGAAUUUCCGACAAUAUCGAGUCCUUUCACAUGGACGAAUCAGCGAGCGAAGAUUUCGUGAUGGAAAACACAGUCGAAAAUACAGUAUCAAAUGUGACUGGAUACAAACGAGAUGUGGCAGAAAAGAGCUACUACGAAGAGGGAGAUAUCGUCAGCCCAAAAGCGAAGAACAAGCGCAGAAGCAACACUGUCGCUUACGACGAUACUUCGAUAGUCGAGUUCAACCCAAAAUCAAUCGCCAGUUUUCGCAAAACGCAGCGUUUGAAGAACUACGAGGCCCGGGCAACCGUCUCUAGCGUCUUUCAAGAAGUCGAGAAUCAAGAGGUCAGAGUCGAUAUCACCAAGAGAAAGCGCGAACUCGAGGAGAUCGUCUCCAAACAAAUGAGCAUCAUCAGGCAAACAAGCGCAGCUCUAUCCGUUUGCACUGAUUUGAAGCAUGGGAAGGGAACUCAGACUCAAGUCGCGGCGGAGGCAUGCCUUUUGGAGGCUACGAAAAAGUAUGAAGCGGCAAAGAGUGGCCUGGAGAAGCUGAAAACUGAAAAAGGGCUUUCAGUCGGGAAGCUCGAAAUUGGUGACAUUCAUCUAAGAACUCGUUACCAGGAAACCUUCCAAAGUCCUCAGCAUCUCAACUCGACCCACUGGAUGAUGGCGAUUGUGCAAGUCGACGACCAAGUGCACGUAACAUCAGUCAAAGAAAUAAAAAACAUUCGCGAACAAAAGUCGCUGAUUCUUGACUCACGAUGUACUUUCAAAAAUGUGCGGCAAGAUUUUGUCAUCGAUGUUUCCAUUUACUCGAUGUCAACACAGAUGCCAAAGGUUGAACCCAAAUCCAAGCAACUUGCAAGCGGAAAGCUUUUCAAAAAACUUGGGUUCAAAAAGUCGACAUCGGUCGAAAAAAUUCCAUCUAAUCCAGCGAUGAUGUCUGCGGGCGGACCAAACGCUGUGCGCAAAUCGAACUUCCGAUCAGUUGGUUCUGCUUCGAUCACAAUGGACACGGCACAGUCAUACGAGCAGUACAAACUCCGUACGACUUGGGACUCGCUGAUCCAAUCGGUUUUUGCGAUGCCGGUUGAGAUGAAGUUCACAAAGAGCACCGCGUUCUCCACAUUCUUGACUGUCCGAAAAGGCGGUGACUCACACUACGGAGAUUGGCGACGAUACUGGGCGGUUCUCAGCCGAGACAGGAUUACUUUCUGGAAGUAUCCUGAAGAUCAAGAAGAUCUUCCGCAGGAAGGCUACAUUAGUCUUCGAUAUGCGCUCAACGAGGAGGUGAAAACAGCAAAUCGAGCAAUGACUUCCCGUCCAAAUUGCUUCGAGUUGUACUGCGCACCCUCGCUGGCGAUCAGAAGCGCAAUCCAACACACUUCGAAGGAAUCGUCUCAUCUUACGAUCCCAACAAGUUCGUCAGAUACGUUUUUUCUGCUGACGACAACGAGCAGAAGAAAGAAUGGUGCAAAGCCUUGA
Messenger RNA from Oikopleura dioica, 3336 nucleotides. The record is from the annotation of a GenBank genome assembly. NCBI's taxonomy places the organism in Eukaryota, Metazoa, Chordata, Appendicularia, Copelata, Oikopleuridae.